Hibiscus syriacus is the source of this 711-nucleotide messenger RNA. Its product is annotated as RNA polymerase I-specific transcription initiation factor RRN3-like. Gene Ontology annotation, biological process: transcription initiation at RNA polymerase I promoter. Gene Ontology annotation, molecular function: RNA polymerase I general transcription initiation factor activity; RNA polymerase I core binding. The record is from RefSeq and is a predicted model, not a curated record. The transcript is spliced from 6 exons. Lineage: Eukaryota; Viridiplantae; Streptophyta; Magnoliopsida; Malvales; Malvaceae. The coding region runs from base 1 to 711 and encodes 236 amino acids. Gene Ontology annotation, cellular component: nucleus.
AUGGGUUCUGGAAACUUGUUGAAGACAAUAAUAAAUAUAGUUAAAGAUGACGGUUCAAAGCAAGUCAUUUCGAAUGGGAAGUAUCUUGAUUUAUGUCUUAGCAUUCUUGUCAGCAAUUUCACCCCUCCGCCUUAUUUCUUGGAUAAACUAAAACUGUCACACGGUCUUGAGAGGAAGGGCCAAGCUCUUUCUCGAGUACACUUGGCUUUCAAAAAGAUAGUUGAUUAUGUCCCUCUUACUCCCUUGAGAUUAUUGACUGUAGUUCUGCAAGGAAUGGCAACAAUUUAUCACAAGGACCGAGCGGUUGUGAUAUAUGUGGAGAACAUAUUAAAAUUAGAGAGAGGUGAAAUUGGAGAACUCGUUAGAAGCACAAUGCUUAUGGCUGUGGUGGACCGACUGAUAGAACUAGAUGGGGAGAUCAGAUGGGAUGCCAUUUUGCAAGAUGAUUUCAGGAAAUGCAUAUUUGAGAUGGAGCUUGAAGAUGUGGAUGACAUUGAGGAAAAUGAUGAGCCUGAGGUUGGAGAGUUUCGGUUAAGCCGUAAGAGUCUGGCUGGAAACAGCAUUGCUGAACUGCUAGAUAACCUACUGGUUUUAACUUUUGAACAUCUUGAAUCUUGUGAAAGGGAAGGCCUCUUAGCUAAGGUAUUUGAAACACUUCUCCAGUCAUUUCAGAUAACAGUUCUAAGUGCCUACAAGUCCAAAUUUUCUUAG